Molecule: messenger RNA, 4342 nt
Organism: Xenia sp. Carnegie-2017
Lineage: Eukaryota; Metazoa; Cnidaria; Anthozoa; Malacalcyonacea; Xeniidae
Product: homeodomain-interacting protein kinase 2-like
Exons: 14
Coding region: 655-3861 (1068 amino acids)
Biological process (GO): peptidyl-threonine phosphorylation; peptidyl-serine phosphorylation
Cellular component (GO): nucleus; cytoplasm
Molecular function (GO): protein tyrosine kinase activity; protein serine/threonine kinase activity; ATP binding
Source: RefSeq, a predicted model, not a curated record
UGGCCAAAGCAAUAUUAUAUCGUUGUCUGUUUGUCGUAUCGUAUGUGAACUACAGCUCCGAAAAGAAUCAACAUUUCUAAGGGAUUGGGAAAUGUAGUAUGGUUUGGGAAGGCUCAACUUCGACGUAUUUGUUGUAAAUGUUCUGAAAUGUUUUCUACGUUUGGUAUACUGGUGAAUAUCAGUCAUUGUUCUUUGUUGUGAUUAUAUAAAAGUUCAAGCUUGUCACGUCGCGACGUUCGCCACCAGUUGAAAUAUCGCUUUUAUUCUUUUAUAUUUUGGAAUACGUUUGACGAUUGGAUAAAGAGUUAAUUUAUUGAAUGGCAAACUGGGACUUAACGUAUGAAAUUUGUAAGGAAAAAUGAGCACAUUCGUGGAAGCACCGACGAAAAGUGAUACGUUCCUUGUAGUAUGUCGUCCAUGUUAUCAGUUGGUCUGAAGUUUUCAUCAGCUUUCGAAGCACGGGAUUAGAACUGCAAACACUGCAUUGGGGAAUUUUAAAACAUGAAGAAAUCUCUUAGCAAUUGUUACUGGGAGCUGGUCUCUCCAAGUGGUAUUUUAUUUAUAUUUUAACAAUUGAAAAAUAUCAAGGAAUUUUUUACCAAUCUUUUGAAUCACAUAUAAGUGCUUUUUAACGAUACUAAUCAUCAAUUAAAAAUGGGAAAACAUUGCAAACACAGCAGUGAAAGACGAAAAGACGAGAAAAAGCUGAACAAUGAAAGUAGCGAAGGUGAUUACAAACUCGUACAACACGAAGUACUGCUAUCGCCAACUUCACUUGUACGAUACGAAGUCUUGGAGUUUUUAGGCAGAGGUACCUUUGGACAGGUGGUCAAGUGCUGGAAACAAGGCACCGAUGAAUGCGUUGCGAUUAAAAUUUUAAAAAACCACCCGUCUUAUGUUCGCCAGGGCCAGGUCGAGAUCAGCAUCUUGGCGCGUUUGCGCGCCGAAAAUGCCGAUGCUUAUAACUUUGUCCGCGCAAUAGAGUACUUUCAACAUAAAGGCCACACGUGUUUGGUGUUCGAAAUGUUAAAGCAGAACCUUUACGAUUAUCUCAAGCAGACGAAGUUCAGUCCCAUGCCCCUGAAGCGAAUCCGACCGAUCAUUCAGCAAGUAUUGAUGGCGCUGUCCAAACUCAAAUCUUUGGGGCUGAUUCAUGCGGAUUUGAAACCGGAGAACAUCAUGUUGGUGGAUCCUGAAAAGUUUCCUUUGCGGGUAAAAGUCAUUGAUUUUGGUUCUGCGACACAUGUUUCAAACACCGUGUGUUCAACAUAUCUCCAAAGCAGAUAUUACAGAGCUCCUGAAGUGAUACUUGGUUUACAGUUUACCGAAGCUAUUGACAUGUGGUCGCUGGGAUGUGUCAUGGCCGAGUUGUUUUUGGGAUGGCCAUUGUAUCCUGGAUCGUCAGAAUACGAUCAGAUUCGUUAUAUCAUCCAGACUCAAGGAAAUGCUGGACUUUUUGAGUUGCUUGUUGUCGGUACAAAGGUUUCCCGGUUUUUCAAGAAAACUCAUUUCAAUCACUCCACUAGAACAUGGGAGUAUAAAUUGAAGAGUCCUCUCGAAUAUGAAAAAGAAACAAAAGUGAAGUCUCAGGAAGCCAGGAAAUACAUUUUCAAAGAUUUGGGCGAGAUUGCUGACGUAAAAUUUCCCAAUGGCUUGUCCAGUAUCGACAAAAGAGCUGAAAAGGCAGACAGAAACGAGUUUGUCAAGCUACUGAAGCAGUUUCUGUCCAUUGAUCCCGACAAACGGACCACCCCAGAUGCGGCUCUAAGCCAUCCAUUUCUUACCCUUACUCAUUUGGCGGACUACAGCAACAGUGAUGUUUUCAAUUCUGCUCUUCGAAAAAUGGAUGCAUGUCGUCGUAACGUUGGCCUUGUAGAGCAGAUGUCCAAUUUGUCACAUGGACCUACGGCGCGCAGGAACCACGUAAUGCACUCUGGUGCAUCCGAGACCUAUGUUGCUAAACGUCCCGGGUCAAGGUCACAUCCGGUUGUAAACCUAGAAGGAAAACCGUUUGUUGUCAAUUAUCCUGCACCAGUUCAACCGUCCAACUUACCUGCCAAUUCUGUGUCUGUUGCCAUGCCAACAUCCUGUCGUCCAAUGUAUAUGAAGCAGGGAAAACCAUUUGUGCUCAAUUUUCCUACACCCAUCCAACCAUCCAACAUACCUGCUAACCCUGUGCCAGUUGCCAUGCCAACCUCGCGUCGUCCAAUGUUAAUGAAGAUUCUGCCGUGGCAAAGUCAUCCUGGACAUAGCCAUCACGCAUCGUCUACGGAUAGUUUAUCCAGAAACCAAGGGAAGUGUACUUCUAAUGAUCUUGGGUAUAUGUCUGGCGAAGCAAGUCCUUUUUAUCCUGUGAACGAUGUUAGAAGCAAGAUGCAAGGAGGUCGUGAAGAGAGCCAUCAUUCCGGAGAGGCAAUGCUACCAGGUCUCCGAUCCUCUGUAUGGAAUCCCCCAGCGCUACGACCUUUCGCUCCUAUAUGGAAAUAUCCCUUUGCUCCUCAAAUGAACAUUGAUAACAAGGAAUACGACUUAAACAACUUUCCCAACUUGUCGUCCCCUGGUCGGAGACCACCCAUAAGUGACAUAAAAAUGACAGAUGGAAGCACUCGUGACCACAGCCCAAUGUUAAUGUCGCCAGGUGCAACGUGGAACGUGACCGAUACAUCGAAAACACUUGAUUCACCUAUUCUUAUACCUGAUAGUCCAUCCCCAAGCGUGAUUACGAUAUCCAGCUCCAGUGAUCGGUCCAAUUCAUGUGAUUUUUCAGGCCAAUGUUCGUCUCCAUCUGGUAAUGAAGGAAUGAGUAACGAUUUCUUUUUACAUCAAAGAAACAGUACCUUGUAUAAUGGCAGAAACUUUCACAACGUGCCUGCAGUAGCUGCAUGUAAAACCGGUCCAGGGUGUUUUACAGGCAAUAGCAACGUAAAGGAUAGCGUCGAAGUGGAUUCCCAAAGGUCACAUGAUUCGAUUCCAGGUGAAGCAUCCACUCACAAACAACCAUCCGCACGUGACAUAUGGGUUAGACCCAGGGCGAGUUGUACAACAAAACAAGACAAUAAUUCGAGUUUCUUACACUACAAAGAGGUCGACGAAGCUGUGCCGAGACGAAAGCAUCCUUCUACUGAAACCACAUUUACAAAACCCGAACAAAUAUACGAAAGCAGUUCUGGGCGAUCGGUGGAUUUCGAAAAGGCCUGUAAAGUCCGACGUAAAAGUUAUCAGCCGUCACGUGAUCAAGAAACACAAACAUUGUACGAUACCGCUUCUGCGUUCACGAACACCGCAGGAUCCUCGCGUGCCCGCGAGUUCAUCGAAAUAAGCCGCAAGAAUCAUAGUCCAACUCCAGCAGUGAACUUUCAACCUGCUAACUCGUUUCAGUUGUUGCCUACUUUUAUUCCAUUGCAGUCAGACUCUAGUGGAGCGUGCUUCGUUUCACCGACGUUAGGGUACCCAAUAAAAGCAGCCGGACACCAGCAUUUUCCUCAAAUGCCAUCUACUGCGCAUGUCUUUCAUCCAAGCGCUGGUCCGGACCAUUUUUUCUAUCUACCCUCACAAGUGUACUCCCAUAUGCCCCAAGCAGUGUCGACAGUCUAUAACACCCAUAUUCCAUCCAACAUCAGUGCAGGAGGUUCUCCUACCGGAGUGCCCGUCAUUCUUGCCCCUGGUCGGCUGGCGUAUAAAGAACCUCCCGGUGCAAUACCUAAUUAUGGGUUGAGUACUCCUGCUUUUGUUCCAACGUCUUCUUCAGCAGACUCAGUGGGGCAUACAAUCGCGGGUAGCAAUAUCAAAGCAUAUCGGCAAUAUGUCAUGAGAUCUGAAAACUAUGGCCUGCCUUCAAUGUAUCAAUAUAAACAACCAUAGAUUUUAUUUAGAGCCAAGUAGCUAGGUAUGUGUAUAUGCCGAGGUUGAGGCGCUAGAAAAGCUACGAAAACACAAUAAUCAUAUAUGCGUUUUACCAGAAGUGACAGUGCUUUAAAGUGCUGCUAAAUAUAUAGAGCAGCGAAAAGUGUAUAUGAACUUAGGCAUUGUUAAGACAUCAUGUUUCCUGGUUCACAAUCAGUAAUUAGAACUGUUUUUAACUAGAUUUUCAGAAUGUUAACUAAGUGGAAAAUAGAUGAUUUGUAUUCAUCCAAUUAAAGGCUGAUUUCUUGUACCGGCAGUCCCAAGAAUGUGGCUUUUGCAAAACUUCUUGUAGAAAGUGUGUAUGAGUCGCGCUUUCAUUGGAAGAAUUGUAUCUGCAUAAUACAUUAUAUAACUAAAACUGUCUCGGGUAGAGUGGUCUUUUUUAAACUAUAACCUGAAAUUUUACCUCAUUAGGCACAUAUUAAACCAUUGAAAAUCA